GCCCCCUGGAGAUCCUCUUCCUGUGCUGCUACAGCAGAAUGAAGUUUCAGGUUUAGGGGGUUCCAGUAAUUGUAAUGUAGUGACAGAUGUAUUUUAGGGGACCCGCGGUGGGUCUCUCCUUCACCUGCUUCUUUUUGGCUUUCUAUUUCACUAACAAGUAUGUCCUGUCUGUUCUGAAAUUCACCUACCCCACCCUUUUUCAAGGGUGGCAGACUUUAGUUGGUGGACUUCUCCUUCACGUGUGCUGGAAGCUCGGCUGGGUACAGAUAAACUGCAGUUCCAGGUCAGAAGUUAUAUCAUGGCUCCCAGCUUCUGCACUUUUUGUGGGAAACAUUUAUGCAGGUUCCAGAGCUUUGUCAAGACUGCCUGUGCCUGUGUUUUUCACCUUACAAAAUGUAUCAGAAGUGGUGAGCUAUGUAAUCCUGAGGGUCUUCUUCAAGGAGCAAUACUCUUACACAAGGAUUUUAAGUAUAGUAUUGUUGCUGCUUUCUGCUGGAUGCCUUCCGUUACAUGAUUCUCAGUUUGAUCCUGAUGGUUAUUUUUGGGCCAUAAUUCACCUGACUUGUGUAGGGUGUUACAGGGCAUUCCAGAAAACUCUGAAGUCAAGCAUGCUAAGUGACCUUGAUCAGCAAUACAUAAACUAUGCUUUCAGUGUUGUCCUGUUGGCUUUCGCCUCUCAUCCAACAGGUGACUUGCUGAGUGCUUUGGAGUUUCCAUUUCUCUAUUUCUACAGGUUUCACAGUGGCUGCUGUGCUAGUGGGAUUUUGGGAUUCCUAUUAAUGUUAAUGUCUGUAAAGUUAAGGAGCAGUCUCUCUUCUGGACAUCAUACCUCUUGGAGCUUCCUUGCUAAGGUAACGACAUGUGGAUUGUCAUUGUUCUUCUUUGAAAUCUCCUUGACAGUACCACUAAUGCUAUGUUUCUUGACAUGUGGUGUUGGAGAAGCUCUGCUCGUCUAUUCUGAGAGAACUGGGAUUUAAAGGGAAUGUGUGGGCAUCAUGCCAAUAUCAGAGCGUCUUCGUGUCUCUGUACAUCUUUUAAGAUUCGCAUGUAAGCCACACCAGACUUUUUCUACCAUCGGAGAACAACAGGUGAUUAAGGAAAGCAACAGUAAUGGAGUUGCCAGAAUAACAACUGAAGCAAAGUUCAACAUUCCACAGGUUAUUAGCUGUGGCUAUUGGCCCUCCUCCUGAUGUGGUCUUAUUCCAAGGAACAAAAAUCUGUAUUCUUACACGUUGUGAACUUGCUGUGGCAUGCAGUUCUCCAAUGCAUUCCUUGCCUGUAUUCAUGGACCUGUGUAUCGUUUGAACCACUGUUGUGUUUAGGAAUUAAAGAUGGACAUACUUUCCCCUGGUCAGAAGAACCAGGAGAUCAGGACAGUUGAAUGCCUGUGCGGUUGUUAUGAUUGUAGCAGGAGUUCAGAAGCUGCUUCACAUAUUCAUUUUAAUUAGAGCAUGGGAGUCCCUCUUAAUAAUAUAUUUAUAAAGCUAAGUCAUGGAAGGCUAAAGAGCCUAAAACCUCAAGUAAGCAAUCGAGAAAUGGGAACUUUUCAUAGAACUGUUCAAAGAAUGUCCAUAUUCUUUGGAUCCUUUGUCUAUUUUAUUAUAUGUUUGUGUUUAUCACAAUCAAGUUACUUGCGAUUUACACUUGUCUAAAAUCACAAUCAUGCACACCUUGAUUUAAAUGUAAAUUUAAAAAAAAAAUAUGGAGCAGGGCUGGUAUGAUUGGAGUCAAGAUUGCAUGGUUACUGUAUGCAGUCAUUAUUAGAUUAAUCAAACAAUAAUUGGUAUAAACAAAAUACUAACCAGAAUUGGCAGUUUAUAGUGACUCUGCCUCCUUAUGUGCAUAGCAAGUCAGUUGUCUGGAUCACGAGUCAUAGUUUAUACAUACAAAUUAAAAAAACAAACAAUUUUUUAUUUUUCAGUGCCAAAUGCCAUGUUGCUGCACUAGAUAAUUUCCGUCCAUAAACUUGAUGAUAUAAUAAACUGUAUUUAUGACCAGUCGUAAGUAAACUCCCUUAAUCACCAUUCUGCAUAAAUCAUGGGCCGAAUGGUUCUUAU
This is a messenger RNA of Pelobates fuscus (common spadefoot toad), 2057 nucleotides long. RefSeq names its product transmembrane protein 241 (gene SLC35D4). NCBI's taxonomy places the organism in Eukaryota, Metazoa, Chordata, Amphibia, Anura, Pelobatidae. The record is from RefSeq and is a predicted model, not a curated record. The transcript is spliced from 15 exons. Gene Ontology annotation, molecular function: GDP-fucose transmembrane transporter activity; antiporter activity. Bases 87 to 977 code for a protein of 296 amino acids. Gene Ontology annotation, cellular component: Golgi apparatus.